Molecule: messenger RNA, 498 nt
Organism: Quercus lobata
Lineage: Eukaryota; Viridiplantae; Streptophyta; Magnoliopsida; Fagales; Fagaceae
Exons: 2
Coding region: 1-498 (165 amino acids)
Source: RefSeq, a predicted model, not a curated record
AUGCUAAUAACCUUCUACUUGAAGGAUAGUGUACUACUUGACAACAAAGAGGUUGCAAGGAGGUUGAAGGUUCAAGCAACACGGACUACGGCAAGGACGCCUACAGGAGAGACACCGUUUCAACUAGCAUAUGGAAGCGAGGCAGUUAUCCCAAUUGAAGUGGGGCUCACAAGCUAUAAAGUGGGAAACUACGACGAGAGUAGAAAUGAUGAAGCUAUAUGCCUGCAACUUGAUUUGGUGGAUGAGGUCAGAGCAACAGUUGAACAAAGGUUAGCACGAUACGAAGACCUCAUGGCCAAAUGCUACAACUCCAAAGUUAGAUGCAGGGACUUCCAAGUUGGAGAUCUUGUCUUAAGAAAGGUGAUGGGUGCCAUAAAAGACACCUCCCAGGGGAAGCUAGGACCAAACUGGGAAGGACAAAAAGAUGCUUCAGUCUCGGGAAGCUACCACCAAACUGAGAAUGGCACGGGAGACAAAAAGAUGCUUCAGUCCGAGUGA